Saimiri boliviensis boliviensis (Bolivian squirrel monkey) is the source of this 2727-nucleotide messenger RNA. RefSeq names its product zinc finger protein 264 (gene ZNF264). Gene Ontology annotation, molecular function: ATP binding; protein kinase activity. Gene Ontology annotation, biological process: protein phosphorylation; regulation of DNA-templated transcription. The record is from RefSeq and is a predicted model, not a curated record. NCBI's taxonomy places the organism in Eukaryota, Metazoa, Chordata, Mammalia, Primates, Cebidae.
CUCUGCGCUUGUGGCGGGAGCGGUUUGGAGCCGCUGAGGGCCCCGGCCAGGGCCGCUUUCCGGGGCCCUAGUCAGGACCCGAGGAGGGGAGGAGAGUAGGAAUCCCCGCCGCACCUUUGUACGAGCCUGACCGAGCCUCAGCGGGCUUGUUCCUGGGUCGCCGUCAAGCCGCGGUCUCUCCUCCCCCGCCCUUCAGCCCUGCGGUCUCCAGGGGCUGCGCGCUGGGUCUGGAGCGCCGUUGCCACUGAGGAGGCGGCUGGAAGCCGCGGGCAGCUGGCCAGGGCCGGGCACAGGUGGGGUCCGCCAAGCCGCCCGAGCCUCCUCUGUCCCAGCUCUGCGGCCCGGGGGGUGACGUGAUGGCGGCGGCGGUGCUGACGGACCGGGCUCAGGUUUCUGUGACCUUUGAUGAUGUGGCUGUGACUUUCACCAAGGAGGAGUGGGGGCAGCUGGACCUAGCUCAGCGGACCCUGUACCAGGAGGUGAUGCUGGAAAACUGUGGGCUCCUGGUGUCUCUGGGGUGUCCUGUUCCCAGACCUGAGCUGAUCUACCACCUAGAGCAUGGGCAGGAGCCCUGGACCAGGAAGGAAGACCUCUCCCAAGGCACCCGUCCAGGUGACAAAGGAAAGCCUAAGACCACAGAACCUACUACUUGUGAUCCAGCUUUGUCAGAGGGAAUCUCACUUCAGGGACAACUGACACAAGGAAACUCAGUGGACUCCCAGUUGGGGCAAGCCAGGGGUCAGGAUGGACUAUCAGAAAUGCAGGAAGGACACUUCAUACCAGGAAUAGAUCCCCAGGAGAAAGUUCCUGGGAAAAUGAGCCCUGAAUGUGAUGGUUUAGGGACAGCUGAUAGUGUGUGUUCAAGGAUUGGACAGGAGCAAGUCUCUCCAGCAGAUACAGUCCAUGGCCAUAACUCAUGUGAAUCAGGUAAAGACCCCAUGAUUCAGGAAGAGGAAAAUAUCUUUAAAUGCAGUGAAUGUGGAAAAGUAUUUAACAAGAAACACCUCCUUGCUGGACAUGAGAAAAUUCACUCUGGAGUGAAGCCCUAUGAAUGCACAGAAUGUGGGAAAACUUUUAUUAAGAGCACACAUCUCCUGCAACAUCACAUGAUCCACACUGGGGAGAGGCCCUAUGAGUGCAUGGAGUGUGGAAAGGCCUUCAACCGGAAGUCAUACCUUACUCAGCACCAGCGGAUUCACAGUGGAGAGAAGCCUUACAAGUGCAGUGAAUGUGGAAAGGCCUUCACCCACCGAUCCAAUUUUGUCUUGCAUAACAGGAGACACACUGGAGAAAAAUCCUUUGUAUGCACAGAAUGUGGGCAAGUCUUUCGACAUAGGCCAGGUUUUCUUCGGCACUAUGUUGUCCACAGUGGUGAAAAUCCCUACGAGUGCUUGGAUUGUGGCAAGGUCUUCAAACACAGGUCAUACCUCAUGUGGCACCAGCAGACUCAUACUGGGGAGAAGCCCUACGAGUGCAGUGAAUGUGGGAAGGUCUUCUUGGAGAGCGCAGCCCUCAUUCACCACUAUGUCAUCCACACUGGGGAGAAGCCCUUUGAGUGCCUGGAGUGUGGGAAGGCUUUCAACCACCGAUCAUACCUCAAGAGGCACCAGCGGAUUCACACUGGGGAGAAGCCUUUCGUGUGCAGUGAAUGUGGAAAGGCCUUCACCCACUGCUCUACUUUUAUCUUGCAUAAAAGGGCCCACACUGGAGAAAAACCUUUUGAGUGCAAAGAAUGUGGAAAAGCUUUCAGCAAUCGGAAGGACCUCAUUCGACAUUUCAGCAUCCACACUGGAGAGAAGCCCUAUGAGUGUGUGGAGUGUGGAAAGGCUUUUACUCGCAUGUCAGGCCUCACGAGGCACAAGCGGAUUCACAGUGGAGAGAAGCCUUAUGAAUGUGUUGAGUGCGGGAAGUCUUUUUGCUGGAGCACAAACCUCAUUCGACAUGCAAUUAUCCAUACUGGAGAGAAGCCCUACAAGUGCAGUGAAUGUGGAAAGGCCUUCAGUCGCAGCUCAUCCCUCACUCAGCAUCAAAGGAUGCAUACUGGGAGAAAUCCUGUCAGAAUAACAGAUGUGGGAAGACCUUUCACAAGUGGACAAACCUCAGUUACCCUUCGAGAACUUCUUUUAGGGAAGGACUUUUUGAAUGUCACCACUGAGGCAAAUAUUUUGCCAGAGGAAACAUCUUCCUCUACAUCUGAUCAGCCAUACCAAAGAGAAACCCCACAAGUGUCUUCACUGUGAGAAAACAUUCUGUUGCUGAACAUUACGUGUCAUCUGAAGAGUCACAUUAGAAUUCAUUCCGUCUAGAGCCUUAUUCUCCAUCUGAUAAUUUAUCCUGGAGAGAGACCUGGUGGUUAUUGUGCACAUAGGAAAACCUUCAGCUGCAUCUUUCUCCUUAGUUUACAGUGCAAUGUUAUCUCAGGAAUUAUUUUUAAAUGGAGGAGGAAACAGAAAAAAAUGAAAUGCAAGCACACAUCUUUUCAGACUUCUCUGCCAAGCCUGCAGUGCUUUGUCAUAGAUUCCUUAGUAUAUUUGGGGGAAGGGAAGUGUUUCAAGGUAAAGGGCCUUGACCCUUUUUGUGUCUUGUAUAUACAUUUAUUGCUAUUCAGUGUCAGAAGAGUUGGUUUAGGAAAAGUCUGCAAACUUUAAUUGCACAUCUUCUGUGUUCCCAAUAGUACUUUCUCUGCUCAUCGCAACCUCCACCUCCUGGGUUCAGGCAAUUCUCCUG